Molecule: messenger RNA, 1044 nt
Organism: Mycena indigotica
Lineage: Eukaryota; Fungi; Basidiomycota; Agaricomycetes; Agaricales; Mycenaceae
Exons: 5
Coding region: 1-1044 (347 amino acids)
Source: RefSeq, a predicted model, not a curated record
AUGUCACCGUACUACGGCCCUGACGAAGACCAGAAGACGAUCGAAUAUGAGCGGAACUUUAUCGCAGGCGACGUUAUAGCGGGGACUGGGUAUGGUGCCCAGCUUGUGCUCUAUGUCAGCUGCGCGCUCUUCCUGUGGAAACGACGGAGGCAUGGCCUCCAGCCCAAGAUUCUCCUGGCCUACAUGACCCUUAUGCUCCUCAUCGAGAGCCUUUUUGUUGCCGUGCAGGCGAGGACGGUGCAGAUGGUCUACAUCGACAAUCGAAAUUACCCGGAGGGUCCUUGGGAGUUUUUCUUAUCCUCACAGACUGCUGCAGUCAAUGUCAUCUUUCUCGCCACACUCUUUCUCAUGACGUUCCUUUCUGACCUUCUUGUGCUUUGGAGAUGCUUGGUUAUCUGGCAGGCGUCGGGCCAAACGACCCUCGCUUGGGUUGUCACGGCCGUUCCCGGCGUAAUGAUAUUCGGCUCCUUCAUUCUUGGCACGCUAUGGACCUUUUAUUCGACCCGCCCCGCGUCCUCGUUCUAUAACACGCUCCCUCUACACAUCGGAACAGCCUACUACGCCGUCUCGCUCGGCGCUAAUGUUAUUCUCACCCUCCUUAUUAUCGGACGGUUGGUCGUAUACCGCCGCACUCUGCUCGACUCCCUCCCGCCUGAACUCGCGAACCACUACAUUUCUCUAGCAACUGUCAUUGUCGAGUCGGCCGCGCUCUACAGCGUGUUUGCCAUCCUCUUCCUUAUAACGUACGCUCUCGACAACCCCACGAACCAAAUCUGGCUGGGGGUGGCCUCAGCGUGCCAGCAAAUCGCCAAUCUUCUCAUCAUCUACCGUUUGGCUGAUGGUAGCGCCUGGCAAAGGGACACACUGACAACGAAGACUGCGCCGAUCCACUUCAAAAGCGGUGGUGGAGGCAUGAUCUCGACGCAUGGCGGCAAUACCAGCUUCCACAUCGCUGCUCCCCCGCCCGUUUCUGCGGGCUCCUCAGAUCCGGAUUCCGACUUCACUGAGACCACUAACAAGCACGAACGCUCUGAAAUUGUUUGA